This is a messenger RNA of Prorocentrum cordatum, 1359 nucleotides long. The record is from the annotation of a GenBank genome assembly. NCBI's taxonomy places the organism in Eukaryota, Dinophyceae, Prorocentrales, Prorocentraceae.
AUGAGCGCUGAUGCCGACAAGGGCGCGGCUGGCAAGGAGAUCUUGAUCAAUCUGUCCAAGAAGGAGCAGCUGAAUCCGUCCAGCAACUGCAAGAAGUUCCACAGAAGGAUAAAGGCAGACUUCUCGAUCUCUGUCAACAAGGACACUAUCACACUGGAGAGGCUGCAGCAGGCGAACCUUGUCAUAUUCGGGGGGCCGAAGGAGAUGUUCUCCAGCGAAGAGUUCCAGGCCAUCAAGGACUACCUGGCGGGGGGCGGCAAUGUCUUGAUCUUGCUAGGUGAGGGCGGCGAGGGCAAGUACAACACGAACGUCAACUGGCUGCUGGAGCAGUUCGGCAUUUUCAUCAACAACGACUCCGUGGUGCGGACGGUGUACCACAAGUACCACCACCCGAAGGAGUGCCUGGUGACGCACGGGAUCCUGUGCAAAGACCUGGUGCGCGCGGCAAAGGGCGAGAAGAAGGCGGGCAAGGAAAACGUGGACAGGCUUGGCCUGAAUAUCACCAAGGACGAUGGAGAAGUCCCCGCCAUGAAGAACGACCAUGGCGGCCUCGAGUUUGUCUUCCCCUACGGAGCCACGCUGAACGUCCAGAAGCCGGCCAUCCCGAUCUUGUCGUCCGGCCCCAUCUCCUAUCCGCUGAACCGACCGCUCGGCGCGGUCGUCGCCAAGCCGCACAUGGGCAAAAUCUGCGUACUGGGGUCCGUGCGCAUGUUCGACGACGAGUUCUUCGAAUUCGAAAAGAACAGGCAGCUGCUGGACACCUUGGUGCGAUGGCAGCUCAACAUCGGGGACUGCGACCUGAGCUUCCCGAACGGGGAGGAACCGGAGCUCAGCGAGUACCACCACAUUCCCCACACGCAGGGCCUGGCCAUGAACCUGCGCAGCUGCUUGCAGGAGGCAGAGCCCCUGCCGCGCGACUUCACGCAGCUCUUCGACGACAGCCUGUUCAAGUUCGACACGGACCUCAUCCCGGAGAGCGUCAAGCUGUACCAGCACCUGGGCGUCAAGCACGACCCGCUGACGCUCAUCCCGCCGCAGUUCGAGACGCCGAUGCCGGCGCUGCAGCCCGCGGUGUACCCGCCCUGCCUCCGGGAACCGCCGCAGCCGAACCUGGAUCUCUUCGACCUCGACGAGCAGUUCGCCUCUGAGCGCAGCAGGCUGGCGCAGCUCACCAACAAGUGCGAAGACAAGGACCUCGACUUCUACAUCCGGCAGGCCGGCGAGAUCCUGGGCGUGACGCAGAAGUUGGGGCAGAACAGGGGCUCCAAGCACAUCCUGGAGUUUAUUUUCAAGGAGCUGGUCAGGUUCAAGAAGAUGAAUCAGGACGAGGUGCCCCAGGGCGGCAUGAUGCAGGACUGA